UCUAUUUUUCAGAUAGAACAUGCGUACAUGCGUUCAGAAAAUGCGGAAGUGUGUACAGAACAUGCAUUUACGCAGAUACACAUCACGGGUGACGGAAGAGUUUAUUAAGCAGAAUCUAACUAUUUCUACAGAUCAUUUAACUCCGGAGAUUAAGUUGCUUCUGAUAUCCCAUAAUAGUCCUCUAUACACUCAACCAAUACAGGAUUCUAGUUCAAGUCUUCAGGAUCCUUGGUGGACAAUUUACUGGCCAGGAGGGCAGGUUUUGAGUAGAUAUUUUCUAGAUUUCCCCCACCUGGUCCAGGGGAAACAUGUUCUAGAUAUAGGAUCUGGAUGCGGGGCACUUAGUUUGGUGGCAGCUAGAUGUGGAGCAGCAGAUGUAACAGCCAACGAUAUAGACUUAAACGCCCGGACAGCACUCAGCCUCAAUUCUAAUAUUAACAAUAUUCAAAAUAUAAAUUUCAGUUCUACCGACCACCUCACUCACACAAAUCCAAAUAAACUAAAAGAGUUUGACAUUUUAUGUGUGGGGGACUUACUUUACGACGCAAGGAGAGAGAAAAAAUUUAUUAAGUAAAGGGUUGUAGGGUUAAACUUACACAAAUAGAGGAGGUUUAAGAUAUUAACAUUUAUACUUGAGUUAUUUUGGUUUAAGAUAUUAACAUGUAUACUUGAGUUAUUUUGGUUUAAGAU
Messenger RNA from Eurytemora carolleeae, 690 nucleotides. RefSeq names its product electron transfer flavoprotein beta subunit lysine methyltransferase. Lineage: Eukaryota; Metazoa; Arthropoda; Copepoda; Calanoida; Temoridae. The coding region runs from base 20 to 574 and encodes 184 amino acids. Gene Ontology annotation, biological process: peptidyl-lysine trimethylation. The transcript has 10 exons. Gene Ontology annotation, cellular component: mitochondrial matrix. The record is from RefSeq and is a predicted model, not a curated record. Gene Ontology annotation, molecular function: protein-lysine N-methyltransferase activity.